Messenger RNA from Gorilla gorilla gorilla (western lowland gorilla), 2076 nucleotides. RefSeq names its product translocase of inner mitochondrial membrane 22 (gene TIMM22). The transcript has 4 exons. Bases 333 to 917 code for a protein of 194 amino acids. The record is from RefSeq and is a predicted model, not a curated record. Gene Ontology annotation, cellular component: TIM22 mitochondrial import inner membrane insertion complex. Gene Ontology annotation, molecular function: transmembrane protein transporter activity. NCBI's taxonomy places the organism in Eukaryota, Metazoa, Chordata, Mammalia, Primates, Hominidae. Gene Ontology annotation, biological process: protein insertion into mitochondrial inner membrane.
AUGUAGUUGGAUGUCGGAUUAGAACUACAAAUGCCGGUACUCACCGCGCUGCAGCCCCGACCGUGAGGGCGCUUUCUGGUGAAUCUGAAUCUCGUUUGUCUGUGACAUGGGGAAAGCUGUCCAAGCCCAAUUCCAUUUUCACAAGAGGCUUUCUUUUUGGAAACAUGAUAGCGGUCUCGCUGGUGUGCGCACGACGAGCCUUGCGGCCGCGGCUUCCUCCUGCGGCGAAUCUGCCGUUGCAUCACAGUGGCUAGUCUCAGGGCCCGCAACGUGACGCCUGUCGAAUCUGCUGCGGGGAGAAGGACGCGAGGGUUGCUUGGGCGGCGACUGUCAUGGCGGCGGCCGCCCCCAAUGCCGGGGGAUCGGCCCCUGAGGCAGCGGGUUCCGCCGAAGCUCCGCUGCAGUACAGCCUUCUCCUGCAGUACCUGGUGGGUGACAAGCGUCAGCCCCGGCUCCUGGAGCCUAGGAGCCUGGGCGGGAUCCCAAGUCCAGCCAAGAGUGAGGAGCAGAAGAUGAUCGAGAAGGUGAUGGAAAGCUGCGCUUUCAAGGCUGCGCUGGCCUGCGUGGGAGGAUUUGUCUUAGGAGGUGCAUUUGGGGUGUUUACCGCUGGCAUCGAUACCAACGUGGGCUUUGACCCUAAGGAUCCUUACCGUACACCGACUGCAAAAGAAGUGCUGAAAGACAUGGGGCAGAGAGGAAUGUCCUAUGCCAAAAAUUUCGCCAUUGUGGGAGCCAUGUUUUCUUGUACUGAGUGUUUGAUAGAAUCUCACCGGGGAACAUCGGACUGGAAGAACAGUGUCAUCAGUGGCUGCAUCACUGGAGGGGCUAUUGGUUUCAGAGCUGGCUUAAAGGCUGGGGCCAUUGGUUGUGGAGGUUUUGCUGCUUUCUCUGCUGCGAUUGAUUAUUACCUCCGGUGAGAGUAAUUGCCUGCAGGGAAGGACGAUGCCAGCCCCGGAUCCGGGCUGCUCUCUGGAGGACAGUUUCUGUACCACACCAGGGCCUUGCUUCAGGGCCUGAAGACAUUCAUUUUCCCUCAUGUCGUUGGUAUUCUGAGGGAGCUGCCUGGCUUCUCUGCCUCCAGCCGUUGGGGCAGCCACACUUUGCUGCUCCUGGACUCCAGCCAGCCUUCACAGAGGACGUCCCGUGCCAGAUUCUCUCACAGCAGAUCGGGAGACAGGAUGUUGACAUAUAGGAAUUCAGCUCCACAAAGCUUCAGGCCUGACCACAGCGGGCCCUCUAGGUUGUUUGGUGUUGUGGGCACAGAGGUGACAGUGUCUCUGCAGGCACUCAGGAAGCUGUUCUACCUUGGAACUCCAUGCAACUAUCUGUCUCGCAUACCACGGCAGGGCAAGGCGGACUGAUGCUGUCCAACCACUUAUCUCACUUGUUUUGUGUUCUGCCAUCCUUGUUUUUUUUUUUUAAAAUACACCCCCCUCCCCCACCGCCACACACCUUGCAGUUCAAAAGGUUGGUUUAUUUGUAUUUUAUUUUCAAAUUCCCUAUUCCAAAAAUAGUGCCGGGUGGCCCAAAGAUAACAUCUGAAGGGAAAGAAUGAGAAAGCUCCCGGGGAGGUGGGGGAUGGGGGCGCUGAGGCAGGGUUGUUAGAGGACUGUGUCAUCCUCACCAAGAUCAUUACAUCUGCCAGGGCCUGCCUCAAGAAGCCCAGCCCAGCCUUUUCCUGGGAUGCAGUGAAAUCCCAUCCAUGAACUCGAUGGGCCCCUUCUAGAAAAACCCUCCUGUGCCAGCCGAGAGGCACACACUGGCUUCACGACGUGACCGAUGGACCAGUCCUGUGCUGGCCGAGAGGCACACACUGGUUUCACGACGUGACUGCUGGACCUGGCCGAGCUUGAGGCCACAUGUGAAGGGUCCUGCUGUGGUCAUCUUGGUGACUCGGUCACAGCAGCUACUGGCCAAGAUCAGACGUCGCUGAGGGGCUCUUCACCACCAUCCUCGUUCUCCAGGGUCAAGGAAGUGUUUUAACAUGUCGUGUUUUCGACUUGACCUUGUGGUAUUUUUCUUGGCCUAGUUGUGUGCCAUGGAUAUUUAAAAAAAAAAAAAAAAAAGCCGUCUACA